CUCAUGUGGAUGAACUGAACGGACCGCAGCGCUUCCGGGCUGUACCAUCUCAUGCUUCGCUGGGCGGGACUGUACCACUUCGCGUCUGGGCAUGGAGGGGCUGUAGCAUUGUCUGUGGGUUGGGAGGCUCCUACUACCGCUUCCUGGUUCUGGGUGGGCCGUUCCACUUCAUGUCGGGACGGGGGGAAGAAGGGGAAGGUGCCAACCCCGCAGGAGGCCAUCCAGCGGCUGCGGGAGACGGAGGAGCUGCUGCUCAAGAAGCAGGAGUUCCUGGAGACCAAGAUCCAGCAAGAGCUGGUGACCGCUCGCAAGCAUGGCACCAAGAACAAGAGGGCGGCGCUGCAGGCGCUGAAGCGCAAGAAGCGGUACGAGGGGAAGUUGGCGCAGCUGGAUGGGACCCUGUCAACCAUUGAGUUCCAGCGGGAGGCGCUGGAGAACGCCACUACCAACACUGAGGUGCUCAAGACUAUGUCGGACGCUGCCCGCGCCAUGAAGCAGGCCCACCAGAACAUGGACAUUGACAAGGUGGACGACCUGAUGUCCGAUAUCACGGAGCAGCAGGACAUUGCCCAGCAGAUCUCAGAUGCCAUCUCCAAGCCUGUGGGCUUUGGUGACGACGUGGAUGAGGAUGAACUACUGGCUGAGCUGGAGGAACUGGAGCAGGAAGACCUGGACAAGGAGCUGCUGAACGUGGGGGAGCCGGAGCUACCGGCUGUCCCAAGCGCCCACCUACCGGCUGUACCAGCCACCAAGGCCACAGCCACAGACGAAGAGAAGGAACUAGAGCAACUGGCUGCCUCGCUUUCCUGAUGCAUGCUGGGAAACCACCCCCUCCUGGGCUAUUCCCAGCACCCCCGCCCUCCCCAGAAGUGGACACAGCCCUGUGCACCUACACAGAGCUUUACAGAUUUCUGUGGGCCAGAGACUAACUCUAAGUGGGGCCAGGGUUCCCCCCUCCCCCAGAUCCCUGGGUUCCCCCCACACAAAUCCCCCUAGCUGUGGGGCUGGACUGGGCUGCAAGGGCUGGGGUCCCCUGUUGCCCAUACUUGUGGAGGGGGGUAGGGGUCUGGACCUCAGGCCUAUGAUUCCCUAGGACUGAUUCCUUGGGGGGUGAGGGGCCCCCCUACACCCACUCCUGGGAAACGCCGGCAGGACGCAGGCUGGAGGGCUGCGUCCCCAGAACACUACAGGUGCCUUUGUGGGGGGGGCACGAUGAGGGGCCAUACUGCUUGUUGGGGGCUGCUCUUAGCCCCCUCAUCUACUCAGGGGCCUUGUAUUGCAGGUUAACCCUUUCCUUGCUGCCUUUAAAUAGGGGCUUCCUCUGCACCCCUCUCGGUGCUGAUUGUGGGGGGGAGGCAGGGCGGAGGCGUUGUUGGGGGAGCUUUGUUUCCUGGGUGGGUUUAUUGGGGUUCAGGCUGGGGGAGAUUCCAAAGCUCCCCCCCCGCCGGCUGAAUAAACUCGGUGAGGAUCUCUGUG
Messenger RNA from Alligator mississippiensis (American alligator), 1476 nucleotides. It is a transcript of the gene CHMP4A, whose product is annotated as charged multivesicular body protein 4A. Gene Ontology annotation, cellular component: multivesicular body; cytoplasmic side of plasma membrane; ESCRT III complex. The record is from RefSeq and is a predicted model, not a curated record. Gene Ontology annotation, biological process: late endosome to vacuole transport via multivesicular body sorting pathway; vesicle budding from membrane. The transcript has 6 exons. The coding region runs from base 52 to 810 and encodes 252 amino acids. Lineage: Eukaryota; Metazoa; Chordata; Crocodylia; Alligatoridae.